This is a messenger RNA of Coregonus clupeaformis (lake whitefish), 641 nucleotides long. Its product is annotated as carcinoembryonic antigen-related cell adhesion molecule 5-like. The record is from RefSeq and is a predicted model, not a curated record. Bases 1 to 414 code for a protein of 137 amino acids. Lineage: Eukaryota; Metazoa; Chordata; Actinopteri; Salmoniformes; Salmonidae. The transcript is spliced from 3 exons.
AUGGAAACUAUCAGUGUGUCGCCACCAACAUCUUUUGGUCCACACACCAGCCCUAAAUACCAGCUACUGGUGAACUAUGGCCCUCUGAGUGUGAACAUCUCUGGCCCAGUGUCAGUGGUGAUUGGCUCAGUAAUCACAGCUACGCUGAAGUGCUCUGCCAACUCCCAGCCAACCAGCGAGUACGGGUGGAAAUUCAACAACCAAUCAGUGCUGGGGACUGGUCCUUUGAUGGCUGUUGUCGCCUCCUUGGAGAAUGCAGGGGACUACACUUGUGUGGCCAAGAACCCUGUGACCAACAUCUCAAUGUCCAAGACCAUCACUCUGGAUGUCACUGGCCACUCGACUGCCCCUCCAUUCCAGUCCAGAGUUGGUCUGAUGCUGAUGGCCCUGCUAGCUCUCUCUCUCUGCCUCUGAUCAACCACUGAGACCACCACAGUAUGCACACUGCAUGUCUGUCUGCUGGCUGGGAGCCAAUCACUCCCUUCCCUCUACCCUCACUGACCUGAGAAAGGACUGGAUAGGAAUAAGUGGUAUUGUCGAUAUUAUGAUUGCCCCAUCUUGCCACCAUAGGGCUGGGUUUAGUAUGCUCAGCUCCUUUCCAAUGUUUUUAGGUUGUGAGGAGAGAGUCAACAAGAGGUCAG